Aspergillus sclerotioniger CBS 115572 is the source of this 2127-nucleotide messenger RNA. Its product is annotated as putative acylamino-acid-releasing enzyme. Gene Ontology annotation, molecular function: serine-type endopeptidase activity. NCBI's taxonomy places the organism in Eukaryota, Fungi, Ascomycota, Eurotiomycetes, Eurotiales, Aspergillaceae. The transcript has a single exon. Bases 66 to 2036 code for a protein of 656 amino acids. The record is from RefSeq and is a predicted model, not a curated record. Gene Ontology annotation, biological process: proteolysis.
GUUGGGUUAGAUUCACAAGUGUAACCCGCUCACAGCUAUUUACUUGCAAAUCUCUGCAUGUCACAAUGCCCGAAGCCAACUCACAGCUCAUCCAGUCACUAUGCGACCUGGAGAUCCCAAAGACCAUCCGGCUCUCCCCGGACCGCUCAAAGAUCCUCUACUCUACAGAACUCACUUGGGGUCAUCGAAAAGGCAAACACGCCGUUUCUACCCUCUGGCUGGCCUCCACCGGCCAUGCAGACUCAUCACUGCAACUCACCCCAGGCCUCUUUCGCGACCACGCCCCCGCAUGGACCCCAGAUGGAAAGGCAGUGGCCUUCAUUUCUGAUCGUGCUGCUGCUGGCUCCAAGUGGGCUAUAUAUCUCCUACCAUUGCAACCGGGCGGGGAGGCAUACCCCAUUACCCCGGUAACGAACGAAAGUCCAAUUGAAAGGUUCGCUUUCUCACCCGAUGGUACCCAUGUUGCCUUCCUCUCGGCAGAUGAAUCUGUCUCAGCAGAAGAGGACGCUCCCAUCGUGCGGCCCUGGGGUGAGGAUUGGCGAUCUACGCGCCUGAGAAUUCUUAACUUGCGUACCAAACAAGUCCGAUGUGCCCAGCUCGACAGGCAUGUAACAGGCAUCUCUUGGAGCCCUGAUGGGACCCGAAUUGCCUUUUCUAGUUGUCUGUCGCCCGAUAUCGAAGAGCCUCAUAUAACAGGAACGACCCUGUCAGUUGUUGACAUCGACUUUAGCUCCGUUGAAGACGUGUGCCACUUUCCCAGGAUGGUUGUUGACUUGACAUGGGCUGCUGAUGGGUCUCUAUACUUUUGCGGAGGAGUACCUGCCAAUAAGGCGUUCGCGGGCUACGGCGUGUAUCAUACUGAUCCUAACGCUGAUGUCAAUCAAUAUGAGUGGGCUGGGUUUGGAGUAGAAGAUGACUCCAUCGGUCUCGUCAAGGGUGGUGAUGGCUCGGUUUUCGUCAACGUGCAGCAUCGGCUUGAGUCUCGCGUGUGUCUACUCGAUGGCACGGUGCUGUACAAGAGAAACGAAGAGCUCGAAGCAUUCGACGCUGCAAUUACUCCUGACGGCAAUCAUGUUCUUGCCGUCGCAACUUCGGAUAUCAACCACCCUGCCGAGGUCUUCAGCACGCUCUCAUCCGCCAGCACGAUGACGCAAAUGUCGAACCACGGCCAAGCGUUUGCAGGCCGUAAUUUCGGGACAUGCAACUUUCUGACCUGCAUGUCCACCGACGGCGAGGUGGAGCUAGAUGCCCUUUAUUUGACGCCGACCUCUUCCGAUACCUCCCGUCGCCCGCUAGCCACCGCGGUGCUUAUCCACGGCGGGCCCAAUACUCGCCUGACCAACGCCUUCAACUACAUGUUUACCCCAUACCUACUAUCACUCGGAUUCGGAGUCCUGCUACCAAACUACCGCGGAAGCAGUGGUCGCGGGCAGCGUUUCGAAUCCUACUCCAUCGGCGGACUUGGGGUAUACGACUAUCCAGAUAUAAUCUCGCUCACCCAAUGCGCGAUAGAUCAGGGCUUAGCGGACAAAGAAAGACUACUCGUGGGUGGCUGGAGCCAAGGCGGGUUUCUAACCAAUAUAUGCAGCGUGCGCAAUGACUUGCACGAUGGUGGUUGGCGAUUUCGAGCCGCCAUAUCCGGUGCCAGCAUCUGCGAUAUCGAUGCCAUGGCAUUGACCUCCGACCUUGGGGCUGUCUUUGAGCCGGAACUCUCGCGAGAUGGCGUGGCCUGGAAUAUGGACUCCAAUGACACGCGUAAUCGCGCUGCGAGCGCCUUGUGGGCAUUCAAACAUGCAACAUCUCUUGAGAAUGACAUUGUUGUGCCACCAAUGUUGAUUUUACAUGGCGAGGCGGACGCUCGGUGCCAUGUGUCGCAGGCAUGGGGCUUGCGUCGCGCGCUACGUUGCUACGGAUUGCCUUUUGAAAUGGUCGUUUAUCCUUCGCAGGGACAUGUGUUUGAGGAGCAGACGUAUUGGGUGGAUAUGGUGGUGCGGAUUGGUCGAUGGUGUGAGAAGUAUAUUGGUGGAUUAUCAUGAAUUACAUGUAUAUCGUUAUGGGGUCUCUUGCAGCCCUUGGCCUCACUUUUUGUUGAUAUAUAAGGACUGUCUAGCACUCAGCGAUAGCUUU